AUGUUGCGCGGAGUCAACAGGCUAGCUACAAGGCCGAGUCGCCUUGCUCACACCAACCUACCAGCUUUGCGACGAGCUUAUGCUUCCGUAACCGACUUGUCCAACUAUCCCAAGCCCGGCGAUCAAUUACAUGGCUUCACCUUGAAGCGUGCCAAACACGUCCCGGAGCUCGAACUUACUGCUCUACAGUUCACCCAUGAGCGUACCGGCGCCGACUACCUACACAUUGCCCGAGACGACCAGAACAAUGUCUUCUCCAUCGGCUUCAAGACGAAUCCUCCAGAUGCCACCGGUGUCCCUCAUAUCUUGGAACACACCACUCUCUGCGGAAGUCAGAAGUUUCCUGUUCGCGAUCCCUUCUUCAAGAUGCUGCCGCGAUCUCUCUCCAACUUCAUGAACGCCUUUACCUCGUCCGACCAUACCACCUACCCUUUUGCCACGACCAAUGCACAAGAUUUCAAGAACCUUAUGGGCGUCUACCUCGAUGCUACCCUUCACCCUCUUCUUCAAGAGCACGACUUUACCCAGGAAGGAUGGCGUCUUGGUCCCGAGAACCCUCAGGCUGAGAACCCCUCUUCAGACGACAUCAUCUUCAAGGGUGUUGUAUACAAUGAGAUGAAGGGUCAAAUGUCCGAUUCGCAAUACCUCUACUACAUCCGCUUCCAUGAGAACCUGUUCCCUGCUCUCAACAACUCUGGUGGCGAUCCUCAAAAGAUGACCGAUUUGACUUACCAACAACUCAAGAAGUUCCACGCCGACCACUACCAUCCCAGCAAUGCAAAGGUCUUGACUUAUGGAAACCUGCCUCUUAAUGACCACCUUCAAUCCAUCGGCAAGGAGCUCGACAGCUUCUCACGAAUUUCUAUCGACUCGGACAUCAAGGUUCCUGAAAGCCUCGAUGACGGUCCUCGCUCUGUCACCGUCAAGGGCCCUCUGGAUCCUUUGAACCCCGCCGACUCUCAAUUCAAGACUUCUGUCACUUGGCUCAUGGGAAACACUGCCAACGUCCUUGAGAACUUCUCGCUCUCCAUCAUCUCCUCAUUGUUGAUGGAUGGUUAUGGCUCACCCCUCUACCGCGACCUGAUUGAGGCUGGCCUCGGUCCCGACUUCUCACCAAACACUGGCUUUGAUGGUUCUGGCAAGCGUGGCGUCUUCUCGGUCGGUCUCAAUGGCGUCAAGCAAGAAAACGUUCCUAAGGUCAAGGAAGCCGUCAUGGAGACUUUGCGCCAAGUCAGAGAGAAGGGCUUCGACCAGUCCAAGGUUGAUGGUAUUCUGCAUCAGCUCGAGCUUAGCCUGAAGCACAAGACUGCCAACUUCGGCAUGUCGAUCAUCCAGCGUCUCAAGCCUGGUUGGUUCAACGGAGUUGAUGUCUUUGACGCUCUAGCGUGGCAACAGACCGUUGAUACCUUCAAGUCUGAAUGUGCCAAGGGAGAUUACCUCGAGAGUUUGUUGGAAAAGUAUCUGUUGAACGACAACACUUUGACAUUCACCAUGGAGCCUUCCGCCACCUAUGGCGAGGAUCUUCUCGCAGAGGAAGCGCAAAGACUGGCAUCGAAGAAAGCCGAGGCCGAGAAGAUCUACGGCUCGAAGCAGGAGGCUUACGAUCAGCUGAAGAAGAGAGAGCUUGAACUUGUCGAACAACAGAUGCAGGAGCAAGACCUGAGCUGUCUGCCGUCUGUCCACGUCAAGGACAUUCCUCGAACCAAGCCAAUGACCGAGACUCGCCAGGACUCUCUCGACAAGGUCAAGAUCCAGUGGAGGGAGGCUCCUACAAAUGGUCUGACUUACUUCCGGGCUCUCAGCAUAUUCAAGGACCUGCCAACAGAGCUACGCACCUUCAUCCCUCUUUUCUGUGACGCCUUGAUGCGCAUUGGUAGCAAGACCAAGUCGAUGGAAGAGAUCGAGGAUCUGAUCAAGCUCAAGACUGGUGGCGUCUCGUUCGGUUACCACGCAUGUACUUCUCCUACUAACACCAAGGCCUGCGAAGAGGGCUUGAGUCUAUCAGGAUUCGCACUUGACCAGAACGUCCCCGCCAUGUAUGACCUGAUCCGAACAAUCAUCCUGGAGACAGACUUCGACGGACCUAAGGCCAAAGCUUCUCUUCGCGAGUUGGUCCAGAGCGCUGCCAGUGGUGGUGUCGAUACCAUCGCCGAGUCAGGUCACGCUUAUGCCAGGCGUGUCGCUGAGGCUGGCAUCAGCCCUCACGGAAACCUGCUCGAGCAGACUGGAGGUAUCAGUCAGAUCAAGCACAUGGUGUCCCUCGCAUCACGACCCGAGAUUGGUGACGAUAUCGUCCAGCCUCUGAAGGCCAUCCAACAGCUCGUUGCAGCAAAUGUGUCCAGCAUGAGAGUUGCCAUCACUUGCGGGGCCGAGUCAACCAGCAUCAACGAAGCAGCUCUCCAGGGCUUCCUCCGCAGCACGUUCUCAUCGUCGUCUGAGCUUUCAUCUCAGUCGCAAUCAAGCCAGACAUUGACCCGCACUGCCAAGUCGUUCUUCUCUCUCCCUUACCAAGUUUACUACUCGGGUCUCGCCUUGCCUACUGUUCCCUACACGGAUGCAUCCGGCGCACCGUUGGCAGUUCUCGCACAACUGCUCACACACAAGCACCUGCAUCGUGAGAUCCGCGAGCGUGGUGGAGCAUACGGAGGUGGAGCCUACUCUCGCGCAUUGGAUGGUGUGUUUGGAUUCUAUUCUUACCGCGAUCCCAACCCUGAAAACACCAUCAAGGUGUUGGACAAUGUUGGAAAGUGGGCAGUGGAGAGAAAGUGGACUGAUCGUGAUCUUGAAGACGCUAAGCUGUCGGUGUUCCAAGCACUCGACGCACCCAGAAGCGUGAGUGAGGAAGGCAUGACCAGGUUCGUCAGCGGAGUGACUCCAGACAUGGAGCAGACACGCCGACAGCAGCUUUUGGAUGUCACACAGGAGCAGGUGCGCGACGCAGCGGAACGCUUCUUGGUAGACGGCAUGUCCAACAGCAGCAUGGCUGUUCUCGGAGCUCGCAAGAGCUUUGUGGAUGAGGCACAAGGUUGGAAGGUGCAGGAGAUUGGGCUGGGCGGCUCUGCCCCGACUGAAGUCGAAUCUGAGGCAGAAGUUGCCGCAGCGGCAGCGUAA
This is a messenger RNA of Aureobasidium namibiae CBS 147.97, 3111 nucleotides long. RefSeq lists its product as uncharacterized. The transcript has a single exon. NCBI's taxonomy places the organism in Eukaryota, Fungi, Ascomycota, Dothideomycetes, Dothideales, Saccotheciaceae. The coding region runs from base 1 to 3111 and encodes 1036 amino acids. Gene Ontology annotation, cellular component: mitochondrial matrix. Gene Ontology annotation, biological process: protein processing. Gene Ontology annotation, molecular function: metal ion binding. The record is from RefSeq and is a predicted model, not a curated record.